AUGCCUCGAGCAGACAGGAAGAAUACCCGGCGGCGGACUGGAUGCUUCAGGUGCAAGGAGAAACACAUCCAAUGUACCGAGGAGUACCCACGCUGCCACCGCUGCGAGUCGCUGAACCUCCAGUGCGUGCGUGGUCUCCGGCUCACGUUUAGAGAAGAUGCCAUCCAGCGCGGACUGAGCUUUGGGCGUGAGGGGGUCUGGACGAGACGACCGCUUCGCGCACAGAAACAGACACAGAAAGCCCUCUUCGAGGCAGUAUCACUGCAACCAUAUCUCAACCGCUGGGUCUUCCUCAACGUCACGACCAGUGACUUUGAUCCGAACAGCACAGAAUGCUUGGCCCUUCCAUCUGAUGCACUUGAGCUUGUUGCUCCCUCUCCCCUGCCUUCUACAUACCACCCACUUCACGCAUUACCAGAAACGGACAGCUAUCUCCUGGAUUACUUCAUCAGAGGAAUCAGCCCAUCCUGUUCCCUGAGCACAUCACAUAAUCCCUACGUCUCUCUAGUUAUUCCGCUCUGUUUCAUCUCCGACACGCUUCGACACGCUCUCCUAGCUGUCGCCGCGAACCAGCUUUGCCUGUUAGGGUGCAACCAGUUCAGACAGAAGGCGUGCCAGCAUAAGGAUAAUGCCUUGCGCGGUCUUCGACGUGAGAUCUCUACUGGUCUGCAGGAUGAAGGAACCGUGGCCACAGUGCUUAUGCUUUGUUUCCAGGACAUAUCAGACGGAUGCUCACCUUCAUGGAUAACGCAUCUACGCGGUGGCCUGCAUCUCAUAAAGUACAAGGGCAGUCCAAGUUCACCGAGUCUCUGGAACUUUUUCCGCAUGUACUUUGUGGCGCACGACAUCAUGAGUCGUACGGCUUCUGAUGACUGGGAUAACAAAUGGCAUGGCGACGACUCAGCCCAGCUGUGGUCGGAACAUGAUGAUCUGGAAGAGAUCGAUGUGCUAAUGGGCUGCUCACGCAGUCUCAUGACCCUGAUCCAUAAGACCUCUGUCCUCGCAGCUACAAGAGCCAAGAUUCUCAAAAACCGUCCUCUAACGCCAUCCGAGGUUGAAGACCACGCAAGGAUCACAGUCAACCUUCAUGACUCUCUUUUCACCCUGAACCAAAGACUCCCUUCCCACUCUGGCGAUCGAACAGACCUCGAAGCCAUCGCACAUAUUAAACGCCUGGCUGCCAUUCUCUACCUAACUGAACGCCUCGGUCCGGUCAAGGAGGCUCAAGCGAUCCUCGGCGGAAACAACCACAGCGACAGCUAUCGAUCAAGUCCUGGUGGAACCCAAACUUACUCUAAACAUCACCUCAUCACUUCUAUAAUCUCAUCCAUGUCUUCCCUCUCAAACACCAACACCGCAACUCUCCUCUGGCCCCUUUUCGUCUUGGGAAAUGCCGGUCUAGAGAACGAGGAGCACCGCCGCUUUGUCCUGGAUAUGCUGCUCGGGAUCCAGAGAGCUAGGAAUUUGGGUAGCGUGCGUCGGACGAUCGAGGCUGUGAAGCAUGCAUUUGGUACAAAGGGGCUAGGGUUAGUUGUGCAUGGUGCCAACAAGAUGCUGGCGCAGGGGACUCAGACUGAGUGGGGUAACGCAAGGUUCCGGUUUAUCAGUCUGGCAUAA
This is a messenger RNA of Aspergillus nidulans FGSC A4, 1617 nucleotides long. Its product is annotated as Zn(II)2Cys6 transcription factor. The coding region runs from base 1 to 1617 and encodes 538 amino acids. Gene Ontology annotation, molecular function: DNA-binding transcription factor activity, RNA polymerase II-specific; DNA binding; zinc ion binding. Lineage: Eukaryota; Fungi; Ascomycota; Eurotiomycetes; Eurotiales; Aspergillaceae. The record is from RefSeq and is a predicted model, not a curated record. Gene Ontology annotation, cellular component: nucleus. The transcript is spliced from 6 exons. Gene Ontology annotation, biological process: DNA-templated transcription; regulation of DNA-templated transcription.